Messenger RNA from Neoarius graeffei (lesser salmon catfish), 4121 nucleotides. RefSeq names its product PRKC, apoptosis, WT1, regulator (gene pawr). Lineage: Eukaryota; Metazoa; Chordata; Actinopteri; Siluriformes; Ariidae. Gene Ontology annotation, biological process: positive regulation of apoptotic process; apoptotic process. Bases 289 to 1260 code for a protein of 323 amino acids. Gene Ontology annotation, cellular component: cytoplasm. The record is from RefSeq and is a predicted model, not a curated record. The transcript has 7 exons.
UUGUACACAUGGGGUGGCAAAGGAGGGGCAGAAUCACACUCAGGGGUGGCAAUACUUAAUUCCACUAAACACACAAGCGUGGAUCCUCCAGCACAAGGUCACAUUUGUAGAACAUCUGCUUUCACCGCGUGAUGAUGUCACGAUGAUGUCACAGCACUGCUUUCAGAGUUCCUCGUUUUCCCUGGUGAAGGAGGAAUGUGGUGCAUUUGAGGCCCCUGUUAUUUAUUUCAUUGGACAUUUUCACCACCUCGACCUCACCUGGAACGCAGAUUUAUAAACGUUGUAAACAUGGCAUCCGGCGGAUUCAAAUCCAACGCAGCCACGGAUUUUCUGGAAGAAUGGAAGGCCAAACGGGAGAAAAUGCGUGCCAAGAUGCUGGGGGAUAUCGCAGCAAUCACGAGUGCCAACGCGAUUACGACGAGCGCCAGCAGUGUUAAGGCACCGGAAACCCGGACGGUACCAGACCUCAACAACUCCAAUGGAAAUCCGGAGCGAAGCAGCUCCAUGCCUCAUACGGUGGCUCGAUCAGCUUCGUCUUCCACCCUGAUCAGGAGAGCGGACGAGGAACCACACGUGCACGUGGUACCAGCUCAGGCAUCGACAGCGACAGCGCGAGGAUCCGACACCAAGAAAUCCACAGAGAAAUUGCCAGAGCCUGGAAGUGCUUCACCGUGCCCAGACAGUGACCUGGAGAGUCCCAAAGGGAAGGAGAAGAAGAGUUCAGGUCCCAGUGCUCGCAAAGGGAAAGGUCAGAUUGAGAAGCGGAAGCUGCGUGAGAAACGCCGGUCCACAGGAGUAGUCAGCAUCCCGUCCAAUGAGAGUUUGGAUGAACUGGAUGAUGAUGAUGGAGAUAAGGAGAGGAAGAAUGAUGAAGAGCUCACACAGCACAACACUGUGCAGAACGAGUCCAUGACCUCUGACUUCGGAGCCGGAUAUUCACAGGACACAACGAGGUCAGGCAGUGGCCGCCACAAAAGUGAGGAUGAUUUAGGAGGAAACCGACAUCGUCAGACUCAUGCACGUCACGGCAACACAGGACUGGAGAGGAGGAUUGAGGAGCUGGAGAAGGAGCUGGCUCUGGAGAAGCAGGAGCUGGCUCGGCUGUUGAAGUCUCAUCAGGAUAAAGACGAGCUGAUUGUUAAACUAAAGGAGGAAAUUGAUCUGUUAAACCGGGACCUGGACGAUAUCGAGGAUGAGAACGAGCAGCUCAAGCAGGAGAACAAAACUCUGCUGAAGGUCGUCGGUCAGCUGACCAGGUAGAAGUGUGAGGAUGGAAGGAAACGCCAUGAGGAAAAAAAAAACAGGAAAGUUCUAGAAAAGUCAUAUUUAAUGUAAAUGUGUGUGUACAUACGGAACAUUCUGGAGGACGAAUGAAAUGAAAUGAAAUGUACGCUGCUGUCUGUUGGCAGUUUGUUCAUUUUGUUUUCUUUUCAAAAAGUGUUUAUUUUGGCCCAAACGCUGGCUCAGGAUAAUUAGCAUAUUUUUCCAAAAACAUUAUCCAUAUGCUAGCUGCUAAUUAGCCUUUAUCUAACUGAUGAGUCGGGUAUACUCGCACAAAGAACAGAAUUUUCUCUCGCAGUUUUCUAUCAGACACGAGCGUUUUGUGUUUUUUUUUUUUUUUUAUAAAUCCUAAACCAUAUCCUGGACUAGCUGCUAACCGGUUACCUAGCAACCACAUAGGCUACAUGCCACAGAUUAAACAUUUAUCUUUUGAAGACUAGCAUCGCUAACUCUUGUGUUAGCUGCUAAUCGGUCUGUGGCGUGGUUAGUGAAGAGGCUGUUCUCUGUUCUACGGCAAAUUUAGCAGUUUUGUAUUAAAUAUUAGCUUCUCAAAGCCUUUUAGCUGAGUGUUGGUUUAUGUCGUUUUGUACACCUUCAUAUGCUAGCUGAUAAUUAGCAUUGACCUAGCAAAUGAAUACAUAUAUUUUUUUUUCCUCAGUCGUCUUUCAGACACUCGUAUUUUGGAAUGCUAGCUCAUAGCAAAAAAAAAGCUUUGCGAGUUUUUAAAAUUUGCUAGCAGCCUUCCUUCAAACACUCACGUAUUGUAGUGUAACAAAUACGGUAGACGACCUUGCAUUAGCACAAAGUACCCUUGUUUUGUUUUGUUUGUUUUCCCUCUAGCCGUCCUUUAAAAGUGUCGCGUCCUAAUUGUGGCGCGUCUAGCUGUGGAGAAUCUGUUUAGCUAAUCAGGUAAAAUCUAGCAAAUUGGCUAAUUAGCGGCUGACGUAUGAGUUGAAGUAAUCAUUAUUUUGUCUUUUUCUAUUUUUUCCUGUCGAACAUUAGCAUUUUGGGUUCUUUAGCUGUAGCAUGUUACAUAUAUAUAUAUAUCCACAUAUCCGUACGCUUGCUGCUGAAUAGCCAGUUAGCUAGCUAGCGAGCUGAUAUUGUCCUGAACGUAAUAACAUUCCGUUUUAUUUUAAAAAAAAAAAAGGUAGCAUUUUGCAGACUUUUACUCGCUAGCUGCUAAUGAACUGACAGUGUUGUGAUGUGUCCCUCUGCUCGUUAGCCAGUUAGCUAUUAAAUGUGCUACAGUAGUUCAGGAUGACGUUUUUCAUCGCGACUGUGAGAUGAAACACUAGCGUAAAAUUACGACGUUCUCUUUUCUAACAACUCUUUCGCUGAAUGUUAGCCGUCGCAGGAACUCCGUUCAGAACAUUGAUUAGUUUUUAGGCAUAAUCCUGUACGCUAGCUAUGAGUUAAGAAUUGAUUUGGCUAUUAACUAGGCAACUAAGCAUGUUGUUUUAUUUCUUUUCUUAUCAAACGUUAGCACUUUUGUUCGCUGCUUGCUAGCCAGUUAGCUAGCAAUUCUGAAUAUUGCAACAUUCAAAUUAACAUAAUAUAAAGUUCUUGUUUUUUUUUCCGAACAAAUGCUAGCAUUUUUUGAGUCAUUAGCUAUUUGAUUUGUUUUUAGCGCUAGUCACAUGCACUAGCUGUCAUGUGCUAGUUAUCCUGUUCGGUAGUUAGUGAAUUAGGUUCUCUCUUUUCUCGCAAUGUUUUGAUAAAAUGUUAAUAUUUUAGAAUAUAUUAAUAAUUUAUACUGAGCAGUAAUCUCGUGUUCUAGCUGCUAAUUAGCCAGUUGUUUUUGUAGCGACUCCUUUAUCAGACGCUAGCGUUCUGGAUUCUUUCCCUGUAGAGUGCCGUUACAUACGCUCGCUGAUGACUAGCCACUUUGUUAGCGAGUGAAUAGUGUACUGAAUGUUCUGAUGUUCAUUUCCCUUCUAUGCUACGCAAACACUAGCAUUUUGGAGUUGUUAGCUGAGUGUUGAUUUAUUUUUAGCGCUCAUCACAUCCGUUAGCGGCUAGUUAUCCUGUGUGCAAGUUGCUGAAUUUGCUAUGAUGAAAAUAAAUAAAAUGAUGACAAUUUUAUCAAUUUUACACUGAUCUUGUGGUGCUAAAUUUUUAUUAGCUGUUUUUUAAUGCUAAUUUUUCUGCUGAGUCAUGCUAGUCAAACACUAGCAUGUUGAUUUUGAGAGCUAAAAAGCUCGCUGGCAAGUUACUUAGUAACAGAUUAGCAACUUGAAAUUGAAAGUAGAGGGUUUUUUUGAGUGCUAACAACAAAAUUAACAAAUUUUUCGAUCUAAAGCUAGCGUUUGGGACCAAAAUUAAAAGGAAACAAAAUUUUUUUUCGCUAAAAUGCCUAGACUUGCACCAUGUUAUUUCUGUUUUUCAUUAUUUUAGAAUAUCGGUUCUCAUUCUUUGUAAUAAAAUGGUUGAAAAUUGUAACUCAUCGCUAUACGAAAUCAUGUGUAACUGAUUUUUUUUUUCCACGAACACAAAUUAUCCGUCAUAUAGAUUUUUUUUUUUUGUCAGUUGUCUUUUUCAGAUGUUUACAACUUUUUGUUUGUUUUUGUGCAGUAUACGGUUAGCUGUAGCUAGUCCUGAUAUCUCCGAUAGAUUUAUCAUCUAAAUCAAAUUGUGGUGAUAAAUAUAUUAUAGAACGAUAAUAAACAGCUGUUAUUUUAUGUCUUUGCGCUUUGUCAUGGUCUGGUUUCACGUUCGCUGAGCAGAGCUAGCAGUGUGGGGUUUCAGGACGGAAUUAUUCCUUCAUUCUCUCUUUUCUUCCGUUCUGUGGCAUGAUGCAUGUACAGAAGAUAGUCCUUUAAUAAACACUGAUAAGCUCA